CUUGCUGUCGGUGCAGGCCUUGGGGGUCUACCCAUCACAUUCUCACAGGGGCCAUUCGUGGGGAGAACUAUCCGCACGGCGACUACGGAGCUGCAGAAGGCCGACGCUGGAAGAAAAUUCGCUCGGAAGGACAGGCGGCCGCUCGACCCACCCCCUGUUGUGCAGGUCCGGUUCUUCGAGGUGGUGCACUUCGGUACUCCGGCGCAGUACGAGAGGGAGAUCACCACUUACGACGACACCCUCGUCCUUGGCCUCGUUUGUCAAGUUGAUCUUUUCCCGAUCCCAGAUGAGCUGACGCCCGAGGGCAUCAAUAAUCGGGACCUCGGCUCAACUCCCAUGACUGGUAUCAUUGUGAACCCCGUCUCGACCAACACAAUUCCAUAUGGUGCCUUUGCCCAAAGCGGUCCUCCGCACCAGCCGUUCCCACUAUAUGCCCCGGCGGGGUACGGACGCUCACCGAAGCUCUUGAAUAGCGUUUGCUCAUCACUGUUGAGUUCUACGGGUGUACAGGAGUCAGCCAGCUCAUCCGCGCAGACAUCGGACCAUGUCAUAGCUUAUUUCAGCAAUUACGCCAUCACUGAAUCAUCCAAUUGCACAUACCUCCUCGCAGGGGCGAGGGUGGCUAGUGCUGUGAAUAUGGAAUUCAACUCGAGACCGACGCUAGCCUUCGUGUUCAAUGACCUUGCUGUCCAACAGGAGGGAUCGUACACCCUCCGCUAUCGCGUCUUCAGCAUCUUCGCACGGACGACAGAUGUGCCGGGAGCGUCCUCGACCACCCCGAUUCUCGCCAGCUGCUUUGGAGGAGUCUUCAGAAUCUGGUCGUCGAAGUCGUUCCCCGGUCUGGCCCCCUCAACCGCACUCACGAGGCGGCUAUCCUUAUACGGCAUGCAUGUCAAUAUUCGGACGUCCGAACGCAAGAAAAAGACUAACAAAAACCGCCCCAGCGACCCGGAAUCUGGCGCGGCAGGCAGCCCUGAGAGUCAGGCGUCGUGGCCACCCAAUGACGAGCUCGGCGCAUCUCCUGGACACUCCCGGCAUUCCGGCGACUGGCCUGGAAUUUCCCCGUGA
This is a messenger RNA of Dichomitus squalens LYAD-421 SS1, 1068 nucleotides long. RefSeq lists its product as uncharacterized. The annotation marks the transcript as partial. The record is from RefSeq and is a predicted model, not a curated record. The transcript has 6 exons. NCBI's taxonomy places the organism in Eukaryota, Fungi, Basidiomycota, Agaricomycetes, Polyporales, Polyporaceae.